ACUCGUGAAUCUCGAUGUGCAGAUGCAUGGCGUCGCUCACUUCGGUUAAGUGAUGGUUUCUCUCGUUCUUCACGGCCUGCGCUUCGUUGCUGUGAGAUGUCCAAAGCAUUUCAGUCAACUUGCGAUGGGUGAGAGUCUCUCGCAUGAUGAAAUAGCUCAAUGAUGCAGUUCAUAUGUUCGUUGUCUGAACAAGUUUGCCACAACCUUCAUUCAAGGUCAUGGCAACCAAGCGUAUCUUUCGAUUUAUAAUUUCUCUUCUGCGUGUUCCAUAGGAAUGACCGUUUUGCAGUCAUUGAUGUAUGAUCCAUGGCGUCCAUACCCAGCUUUAUCAACGGAUCAAUGAUUAAAGGUGCUCGCCGGCAGCUUUUGCGACACACGUGAGAUCCUCGAGGAUCCAAAUACAUCUCAUUUAUGCUGUCAAACAUGAUGCACCGUCUCACCACGGUGCUCUUGGUGGCGAUCUUAGGAUCCGGAGUUCAGUUUCUGAAUCAUGCGACAAGCGGUUUUAAUGUGGCCACCGAAGAAUUCCCGUUCAAAUGCAAUGCCAAAGGAAACUUGUGGUGCGCAGGAGACGCAAGCACCACCUCUGAAGGCAUAUUACACCUCACGCCCAACGAGAGAAACCAGUCCGACGACUUCUACUAUAACUCUUUCGGCAUGGCCCUGUUUUCUUCGCCAAUCCACAUGCUCAGUGAAACUGGUCUAUGGAUGUCCUUCAGCACUCACUUCACCUUCAAGAUAGAACCUAAGUACCAAGACUUUCCUGGCGAUGGACUGGCCUUCGUGAUGCUGAGAGAAAACAGGACAGGAUCUCCAGGUGCUGCUUUUGGGGCUUAUGGUGGAGAUGGGUGGCAGAGAGUUGAGACCAUGGCCGUGGAGUUUGAUACGUUCCAGAACAUGCCCUUCGGAGACCUGGACCGAAAUCACGUCGGUGUGGACCUCGAGAACAUACGAUCCAAAGUUGCAAGAAAUGCUCACUAUGCGGGGAUCGUUCUUGCUGGGAGUGAAGCCAUAUAUGCCUGGAUCGACUACCAUGCUAAGUACCAAUCAUUGAAUGUAAGAAUCAGCCUCGAUCACAGGAAACCCAAGGACGCGUUCAUCGAGCUCCCCAUUAGCCUUUCAAAUGUCUUCGGUGACGACGGGACCGUGUACGUAGGAUUCUCUGGGUCGAAUGGUCUUUGCACCUGCCACAACUUUUAUUCAAUUUACGAUUGGAAUUUCCAAGUCUAUCCGGACGAUGGUGGCAUAGUUUUGCUGAUAGAGGUCCUUGGAGGCAUUCUUACUCUGGUUGUAGUGAUUGUAGUGUUGGUGUGUGCUCGUAUGAAGAAAAACAGUUACAUUUCACUUUCAAGAAAAGAAUUUGAUCUCAAGAGCAGCUCCGAGCGAGUGUUGGUUGAAAUUUGAGACUGGUAGAGAGUGGUUUCAGCAUGCCUGUCGAGGAGUUUUACUCGUGGAAAUACACUGAAUGUUGUGGACAGCAGUUGGAGGUAUCAGUUGAUGAAGAUUGAGCUAAUUAGAGUUCCAUUCUGGGUAGAACUUUGUGGUUGAUCACUAUCACAGUGGCCUUUCAGUUUAUUGAAUUGCAGGCUUAAGAGUUACCUUACGAGAAGCAUGAAAAGCAAUGAAUUAUGAAGAGAUUCGA
Marchantia polymorpha subsp. ruderalis is the source of this 1642-nucleotide messenger RNA. Lineage: Eukaryota; Viridiplantae; Streptophyta; Marchantiopsida; Marchantiales; Marchantiaceae. The record is from the annotation of a GenBank genome assembly.